CACAAACACAGACGCACGCAUGCAGACACAUAGGCUAUCCGGCUGUACAACGGAAUACUGGCCCAUGUGUGUACAUGUACACACAGAGAAAAGUGUUUAGAACUUAAUUAAGGAGUAGAAAUCGGACAAUGGAGCGGGAGUUGUGGAUCUAACGCGGCGGCGCAGAGGACUUGCAAUGGGCGGUGUGCUGCUGGAGCUGCUGCCGCUGCCGCUGCUGCUGCUGUGGAGCUGCCUGCCGGCGGCGGUUCACGGCUCACCUCUCCUCCUGUUUGCCAACCGGCGUGACGUACGAUUGGUCGAUGCAGAGGGUGUGCGGGGGGAGUCGGCCAUCGUUGUUAGUGACCUGGAGGAUGCAGCAGCGGUGGACUUCCUGUAUUCCGAGGGCCUGAUAUUUUGGACAGACGUCAGUGAGGAGGCCAUCAAACAGACGCACUGGAAUCAAUCAUCCAACUCCCUUAAAGAGGCGCUGGGAACGGGCCAGACUGUGGUUGUAUCAGGGCUGGACUCUCCCGAUGGGCUGGCCUGUGACUGGUUGGGCAGAAAGCUCUACUGGACAGACUCAGAGACUAAUCGGAUUGAAGUGGCAAACUUGGACGGCACCUCUAGGAAGGUCCUGUUUUGGAUGGACUUGGACCAGCCCAGGGCUAUCGCUCUCAACCCUGCUCAACGCUACAUGUACUGGACAGACUGGGGAGAGGAGCCCAGGAUAGAGCGGGCUGGUAUGGACGGCAGCAACAGGAAAGUUAUCGUGGUGGUGGACAUAUACUGGCCCAACGGUCUGACCAUAGACCUGGUGGAGCAGAAGCUGUACUGGGCCGAUGCCAAACUUAGCUUCAUUCACAGAGCCAACCUGGACGGAUCCGCACGUGAAACCGUGGUGGAGGGUACGCUGACCCAUCCGUUUGCUCUAACUCUGUCUGAGGAGACCUUAUACUGGACCGACUGGCAGACCCGCUCCAUCCACGCCUGCAACAAACACAGUGGAGACAAAACCAGAGAGAUCCUCAAUGGGAUUUACUCUCCUAUGGACAUCCAGGUCCUGGAGGCCCAUCGGCAGCCUUACAUCCAGACUCCCUGCAGUGACACUAACGGAGGCUGUAGUCAUCUCUGCCUGCUCUCUCCAGUCCAGCCCUUCUACAGCUGUGCCUGCCCCACAGGAGUCCAGCUGAAACCAGAUGGAAAGACAUGCAAACCAGGAGCAGAGCAGGUUCUGCUGCUGGCUCGAAGGACCGACCUGAGGAGAAUCUCACUGGACCUGCCAGACUUCACUGACAUAGUGCUACAGGUUGAUGACAUCCGCCAUGCCAUAGCUAUAGACUAUGACCCGGUCGAGGGUUAUGUCUAUUGGACAGAUGAUGAGGUUCGUGCCAUCCGGCGGUCCCACAUCGAUGGCAGCAAUGCCGUGGUGCUGGUUACCACGGAGAUCAACCACCCAGAUGGCAUUGCUGUGGACUGGGUGGCCAGGAACCUGUACUGGACCGACACUGGCACUGACAGGAUUGAGGUCACCAGGCUGAAUGGGACCUCUCGGAAAAUUUUGAUUUCUGAGAACCUGGAUGAACCCCGAGCCAUCGUCCUGGACCCAGUUAAUGGUUACAUGUACUGGACCGACUGGGGCGAGCAUCCCAAGAUCGAGCGGGCCAACCUGGAUGGGACGGAGCGGCUGGUUCUGCUCAACAGCUCUCUGGGCUGGCCCAAUGGACUGGCUAUAGAUCACGCUGCAGGCAAGCUAUACUGGGGAGAUGCUAAAACGGACAAGAUAGAGGUGAUAAACGUGGACGGCAGUAACAGACAGACUCUGCUGGAGGACAAGCUGCCUCAUAUCUUUGGCUUCACUCUGCUGGGAGAUUACAUCUACUGGACCGACUGGCAGAGACGCAGCAUCGAGAGGGUCCACAAAGCCACGGCUGUACGGGAGAUCAUCAUCGACCAGCUGCCUGAUUUAAUGGGGCUGAAGGCCACCAAAGUGACGGAGACUUACGGUACAAAUGGCUGUGCGCUGGAUAAUGGUGGAUGCAGCCACCUGUGCUUCUGGUGCCGGGGGGCUGUCAGCUGUGCCUGUCCCAUGGGGAUGGAGCUCCUCUCAGACCUGCAGACCUGUGUGGUGCCUGAGGCCUUCCUGCUCUUCACCAACAGGGACAACAUCAGGAGUAUCUCUUUGGGUACCAACAGCAACGACGUGGCCAUCCCUCUGACCGGAGUUAAAGAGGCGUCCGCUCUCGACUUUGAUGUCUCUGAGAGGAGAAUCUACUGGACAGACAUACAGGCCAAGACGAUCAGCAGAGCAUACAUGAAUGGCAGCUCUGUCGAGCACGUCAUAGAAUUUGGGCUAGACUACCCAGAAGGCAUGGCCGUUGACUGGAUGGGGCGUAACAUCUACUGGGCCGAUACAGGCACCAACCGCAUUGAGGUGGCCCGGCUGGACGGCCAGUACCGGCAGGUUCUGGUCUGUAAGGAUCUGGAUAACCCGCGCUCACUGGACAACCCACGCUCACUCGCACUGGACCCGGCCAAUGGCUACAUGUUCUGGACAGAGUGGGGGGGUCGGCCUCGUAUAGCCAGAGCCUACAUGGACGGGAGCACCAUCACCACCCUGGUGGAUAAAGUGGGUCGGGCCAAUGGACUGACCAUAGAUUACGUAGACCAUCGGCUCUACUGGACUGACCUGGACACAUGCAUGAUAGAAAGCACCAACAUGCAAGGCCUUCAGAGAGAGAUCAUAGUGGACGACCUCCCUCACCCCUUUGGUCUGACUCAGUACCGAGAUUUCAUCUACUGGACGGAUUUCAACCUGCGCAGCAUUGAACGGGCAGACAAACGCAGCGGACUCAACCGCACUGUGGUGCUGCAGGGCCAGCUGGAGCUGAUGCUGGACAUUCUGGUGUUCCACUCGUCCCGUCAGGAAGGAACCAACGAGUGCUCCCAUAACAACGGCAACUGUGCCCAUCUGUGCCUGGCCACGCCCGCUGGGGCCCAGUGUCGCUGUGCCUCCCACUACACUCUGAACCCUGAUGGACGAAAUUGCAGCUCUCCCUCCAGUUUCCUGCUCUUCAGUCAGAAGGCGAGUAUCAGCAGGAUGGUGUUGGGAGAGCAGAGUCCUGACAUCAUCCUGCCCAUCCACGUCCUGAGGAACGUCCGGGCUGUCAGCUACGACCCGCUGGACCGGCUGGUGUACUGGCUGGACGGACGGCAGAACAUCCGCAGGGCCAGAGACGAUGGAGCCAUGUCCUCCAUGAUCGGGAGCAGCGGUGCUCAGCCAGCUGACAACCAGCUCCACGACCUGAGCCUGGACCCCUACAGCCGCCAAGUCUACUGGACCUGUGAGACCACCAACACCAUCAACGUCCAGCAAAUGGAUGGACACACUGUGGGCGUUGUCCUGAAGGACGAUAGCGACAAGCCACGGGCCAUCGUGGUCAAUGCGGAGAAAGGGUACAUGUACUUCACCACGGUGCAGGAGCGCUCAGCUAAGAUCGAAGGAGCCAGUCUGGACGGGACGGAGAGGGAGUCUCUGUUCACCACGGGUCUGAUCCGACCCGUGGCUCUGGCUCUGGACAACAAACUGGGGAAACUGUUCUGGGUCGACGCCGACCUCAAACGCAUUGAGAGCAGUGACCUGACAGGAGCCAAUCGCAUUGUCCUCCAGGACUCCAACAUUCUGCAGCCCAUGGGGCUGACCAUUCUGGGGGAGCACCUGUACUGGAUCGACCGGCAGCAGCAGAUGAUCGAGAGAGUGGACAAACUGACUGGAGACGGACGCACGCGCAUACAGGGACGGAUAUCAUACCUGACCUCCAUCCACGCUGUAGAAGAGAUGGACCCCCAGGAGUUUGCAUCCCACCCCUGUUCCCGCGACAACGGCGGCUGUUCCCACAUCUGCAUUGCUAAGGGGGACGGCACCCCCCGCUGCUCCUGCCCCAUGCACCUGGUGUUACUGCAGGAUCUGCUGCACUGUGGAGAGCCUCCCACCUGCUCCACCGAGCAGUUCACCUGCUCCACCGGCGAGAUCGACUGCAUUCCCAUGGCCUGGCGCUGCGACGGCUUCCCCGAGUGUGACGACAGCAGCGACGAGGAGAACUGCCCCAUUUGCUCCGUUUCCCAGUUCCAGUGUGACAAAGGAGGCUGCAUUGAUGCCCAGCGGCGCUGCAACGGGGAACCGGACUGCGCUGAUCACUCUGACGAGCAGGACUGUGAAAUCAUCUGCCCUCCCAACCAGUUCCGCUGCGGUGACAACCAGUGCAUCACUAAGAAGCAACAGUGCGACAACUACUCUGACUGUCCCGACGGAUCAGACGAGCUCGCCUGUGAGUAUGUGUCUCCCCCCUCCAGUGGCAUCCCUAACACCGGGCCCAACACCAUCGGCCCAGUCAUCGCCAUCAUCCUGCUCGUCUUUGUGAUCGGGGCAGCUUACUUUUUCUGCCAGCGUAUGGUGUGUCGCCGCUACAAGGGCCCCAGUGGGACUUUCCCCCAUGAGUACAUCAGUGGUACGCCCCAUGUGCCGCUGAAUUUCAUCGCCCCCAGCAGCUCGCAGCACGGCACCUUCCAAGGUAUCUCCUGUGGGAAGUCCAUGAUGAGUUCAGUGAGCCUGAUGGGCAGCAGCAGCAGCGGAGCUCCUCUCUACGACAGGAACCAUGUGACCGGAGCCUCGUCCAGCAGCUCCUCAUCUACCAAGGGAGCCUUCUACCCUCAGAUCCUGAACCCCCCUCCGUCCCCGGCUACUGACCGCUCUCUCUACAACACAGAGAUCUUCUACUCCUCCAACAGUCCGUCCACCACCAGAUCAUACAGACCCUACCACCCAGUCCGAGGUGCCGCCCCCCCCACCACCCCCUGCAGCACCGAUGUCUGCGACAGCGACUACACCCCCCACCACCCGCCGGCUGGGCUGGCGUCGUCGGCGGGCCGCUGGAAGGCUGCGGGCCACGCUGCUCACGGCAAACACAACAAGUACUACAUGGACCUUAACUCGGACUCGGACCCCUACCCCCCGCCGCCCACCCCCCGCUCCCAGUACCUGUCGGCGGAGGAGAGCUGCCCCCCGUCCCCUUCCACCGAGCGCUCCUACUUCCAACCUGUGGCCCCCGCCUCCCUCACCCUGCCCGCCUCCUCGUGACCCCCCCCCCCCCCAUCAGCCCCUGAGCCCUGUGAGGAAGAAUGCAGUCCACCUGCUGCAGGAACUGCCUUUGUGUGGCCCGCGGAACCAGGGAAGGAACUCCAAGGGCCAACUUCCAGCCCUGGGGGGCCCUCACAUGUUGCAUUAUAUCAGCUGCUUAGGCUCAAGUGCCUUGCUCAAGGUGCCUACGUCCCACUUUGGUUAUUUCAUCAUUCCAGUCAUCUUGGAGCUGUCAGGGUGACCAUCAUGUGAUCAGUCUUCAGUAGGGCUGGGUAUCCUAUUCAAGACUUUUAGGCACCAACUGAACCGCCUCCUUAGUAUCGAGGAUCAGAAAAUGCCUCGUCAUUCAACGGCCAAUCUCAAUCCCUAAGGACUAAAUCUCAUCAGCAUCAGUGAGCCAAUCAGCAUGCAGCAUGCUUUUACCAAGAUCUAACAAUGUCUGUGAUUGGCUGUCUGACGUCUUGCAGGAAAAACUCUACUGUCUAGAGACAUAAUGUUGUAAUUUCUUUUUGUUUUAUAAAAUUGGUAUCAAAGUCACAGUAUUGGUAUCAGUACCGGUAUUGAAAAUAGUUGAGUGAUACCCAGCCCUGGUCCCCAGCCUGUUGCUCCGUGUGUCCCACCCUCCCACCCACUGCAGGGAGCAGCGAGGAGAAGACCAGCUCCCUCUUACAUCACUUCAUCCCAUCAACAGAAGAAAAAGUUGCUUUGCCGGGCUACUUUUUAUUCAGUGGGCCUAACUCCUCGCCUCAUGCUGCUGCUGCCCCCCUCCCACUCCCCCCACACCUUAACUCUCGCCAGCAUGGAACUCACCCACUGAGAGAGUCGCCAGUAGGCUCUGGCGUCGUUUGAGAGCUUCACUCCGCUUGUCUUUUCCCUCCGAGCGUCCUCGUUGGCAGACCAGCAGCAGGACUGUACAUAGUGUUAAAAUAAUAUGAACAAAAGUAAAUCAGAGAGGAAUUAUUUGACUAUUUUAUUCACGUUGGCUGAUCCACCACUCCACACAAAAGAAAGGACAGCAAGAUGGGUGGAUGGAUGGAUGGAUGGAUGGAUGGAUGGAUGGAUGGGUGGAUGGAUGGAUGGGUGGGUGGGCGGGUGGGUGGGCGCGUGGGUAAUUGGACCGCUGUGUGCGUGAGCAUGUAUGAAUGUUUGGUGAAUUUAGGCUGAAAUCGUGGAUGAUGAAUGGAUUAUUGUAUAGAAGAAUGAGUGAAUUAGUGGAUGGAUGGGAUAGGGCCAAGAUCAAAGUGUGAAAUCUUUUUUUGUACGUUCUGAAAAGUGUGUCCCUCACAUUUCAAAUAGUGAGUUUUUUUGUAGUGGAACAUGGCGGAGCUUUUCCCCAAUCAACCGAGAGACAAAGACUAAUCUGCCGACAGUCUUCAUUACGCCAUGAAAUCGCCGUGUGACCACAACAUACCAAAUGAACAUCCACAUGUAAAGCUAUUGUACAUAUGUGUAAUGAAGUCAAUGAUUGAGUUUCAUUGUGAAUCUGAACCUCUUCCGUCACAUUUUCUUUACCUUCAUCAUCCCGUUUACCAAAAGUAUGUUUGCUGCUAUUGUGUACAUACUAUAUCAGUUACUACGACUUGUAAUUACACACCAAGCCUGCAUUUACCACUCGCAUAAUGACAGUAGACCAUGAAGCUAUUUUACAGUUAAUAACAAAUUAUUCUUAUAGCGACUUGUGUUAUUCGUAUUUCUGUUUGUGUGUAGAUCGUUGUGUAUGUUUCUGUGUCUGCCACCAUGUUUGGUUUGAAGGAGUCUUUUUUUGGAAAUAGAGAAGCGAAAGAGUUCCAGCUGAGACAUGUUAUCCAGAGCUGUUCCAGGAACCAGCCGAAGGUCUCGGGAUGCUUCAGACGCAUCUUCAAGAGCUCAGUGUCUUCAGCGUUUCGGUUGUCUCCACAGCACUGCGGAGGAAGGUCUGGCUGCUCCACACAUACAUUCUGGAAAAGGAGGGGGGAAAACUCGGGGGUGUUAGCAUUUCUUUACACCAAUCCCAACGAUCUGGGGCGGCGCUACCGUGGCUCUGCUAAAUCAUCUCAGGGAGGAACUUGUUCUGGUGGAACAUUUGCACCCCCGCUAAAGAAAACACCACAUCCACGACACAUUAAUCCUCAUUCAUCCCUGAUUUAAUUUUUACUUAGAUUCUCAUUUAAUUUCACGAGCUGACUGCAUCACAAACACUACUACUUCCUUCUGUGAGUUUUACUCAUCGACUGUAUAAAAUAGGUUUUACAGAGCUCCCGAGCGUGGCGAUGCUCUCCCUUCUCUUCUUUUACAGGCCUGUGGUGAUGAGCAAUGUGCUCUAGGUGCCAAGAAAAAAUCUAUAUUUGGUUCUGCCAAUCUGUUUUGUUUUGUUGUGGUUCAUGUGUGCAGAGAAUCAAGAUAUCACUUCUAAACUAAAAAAUUGUGAUUCAUAUUUUUUCCCCAAUUGUGCUGUCCUAGUUCCCUACAUUAGUAGCCUCGCCACUGCAAAACUAAAGGUAAAGGUUUGACUCACAGGAUGAAUAUGGUUUGAUCUUUGCCUCGUCCUAAAGUGAUGAACACUUUUGAUAAAAAAAGCGACCUAACACCCUGUUUUAGUCUGAACACGUCCCCUUUUUCUCUAAUGUGGGCCGCCCAAUCUGAUUUGGACAUCUGGAGGACACAAUUAUUUGAUUUUCUGUGGAAAAAUACAGGGCUGCAACUAAUGACUUUAAUUGUUGAUUAAUAUGUUGAUUAUUUUCUCGAUGAAUCGAUUAGUUGUUUUGUCCAAAAACAUGUUCGAAAAUGAUUAACUCCACCAGGUUGUCAUAACAACGUCAACUCUUGGGACAAACUUUACAUUUGGUCCCACAAACAUAUUCUGUCUCACCCUUUGUAUCGUGGGGUGUACAGAACAUCACAGCCCCCCCCCCCCACACACACACACACACACAAUAGCCGGAUUAUGUGGGGACAGCCUGUGCUUUCAGGAAGCUUGCAGCACUUAUUAUUAGUAUAUUAUAACAUUAUCAACACAGGCCCUAGCAACAAAAAGUGUGAGCCUAGUUAUGCACUUACAAAAAUAUAAGAUAUGUUAUUAUUUCCAAGGAAAUAAAUGAAGAAGGAAAAUGUUUGGGCUGUAGUGUUCUAGCAGUAGAAAUCAACCCGAGACGGUUAUAGUGUCAGAGAGAGUUAUGGCGCAGUCUGCCGUAUAAUCACAAGAGGACACACCAAGCUUCCUGCCAUCUUUGUAUUACAGCAAAUUGUAGCCAUCGUGCUAGAGAGCAUUCUGUAGUGUACUGAUGGAAAAGUAUUCCAGCACUUUUGGAACUUGCAGUAAGAUUGUUGCUGAGGAUGUAGCAGACGUCUGGGGACUGGCUGGAGAUUUCCAGAGAACAGCUGCUGAAGUUGCGUCUGUAUGUGUCAGCGGGAACUCUGAGCUGCACAAAUCUUUUAUAUUAAUCAAGGGCUGUAGGCCCCGCCUCAAACCACUGUCGAACUCCUUAAAACCUGUAUUUGUUGUCUCAGUUAAAAAUGCUUUGUGGAAUUUACACUUGUGACAUUUUUUGUAUCAAAAGCAUUUUUAUAUAAUAAAGGUUCUAUUUUAAGGAA
Etheostoma spectabile (orangethroat darter) is the source of this 8683-nucleotide messenger RNA. It is a transcript of the gene lrp5, whose product is annotated as low density lipoprotein receptor-related protein 5. The coding region runs from base 176 to 5113 and encodes 1645 amino acids. Gene Ontology annotation, molecular function: protein binding. Gene Ontology annotation, biological process: nervous system development. The record is from RefSeq and is a predicted model, not a curated record. The transcript is spliced from 29 exons. Gene Ontology annotation, cellular component: plasma membrane; signaling receptor complex. NCBI's taxonomy places the organism in Eukaryota, Metazoa, Chordata, Actinopteri, Perciformes, Percidae.